Molecule: messenger RNA, 1574 nt
Organism: Magallana angulata
Lineage: Eukaryota; Metazoa; Mollusca; Bivalvia; Ostreida; Ostreidae
Exons: 3
Coding region: 171-1424 (417 amino acids)
Cellular component (GO): nucleus
Molecular function (GO): DNA-binding transcription factor activity, RNA polymerase II-specific; RNA polymerase II transcription regulatory region sequence-specific DNA binding
Source: RefSeq, a predicted model, not a curated record
AGACACAUCAGCACUUCCGGUUAUUGCAUUGAUCGACAAACAACAACUACUAUGACUUAGACAGAUUUCCAACAACAAAUCACCGGAGAGUGCUGACUUCAGCCUACCAUGUUUUACGGAAAACGAACCAAAACAGCUUAAUACGGAAUACAAACCAAAAUCAACCUAAAAUGUCUCUGUUAACACCGAAAACGAUCGUAAUUACCACCGUCCCCGGGAAGACGCAGUCCAGACCCAUCACUGUACAGGCCCCAAUGGACGUGGACUAUUAUUCGGAGGAUCAGGAUGGAGGGCCAAGAAAGAGGCGUCGGCUAACGCACCUGUCUCCAGAGGAAAAAAUGAUGCGAAGAAAAUUGAAGAACCGUGUAGCAGCACAAACUGCACGUGACAGGAAGAAAGCUAUGAUGAGCGACCUCGAAAUCCAAGUAGCAAAAUUGAUGGAAGAAAACAAACGUCUACAAAGAGAAAACAGUAACCUCAAACACAGAUCUUCUGCCUUGUUGACGGAAAACUCGUCGCUGAAGGAACGUCUUGGAUCGGACGGUUCGCUGGUGAAGCUGGAGGAGGGGACCUCGGGAUCUGCAGUAUCCUCAGUCUCUCUGCCGCGGGGACACGCCCCUUCUCCAUCUCUACCAGUGAUGCCUUACGUUCUAACUCUGUGUGCAAGUUCCCCCGAGCAAGCUACAGACAUUGAUGUCAAACCUGUAUGCCAGCUCCAAAUUAAGCCAAGCGGAGAUACCCAACCUGGAGCCGAUUCUUCAGUGGUGGGGCCGUCACCAGCAGAAUUGGAAUCCAUCAAUGAACUGAUUAAAUUUGAUCAUGAGUAUUAUAAAAUCGAACCCCUCACCCCAGAGCCCGGCUUGGAGGUCAUCGUCGAUUCAGGAGUAAAUUCUUCCGUUGAAAUUCAAUCCGACACAAUGUGCAUUGUUCAAAACCUAAAAACCGAAUUUCCUUCUCAAAAGGAUUGUGUUCAGACAAUUUCUGAGGACUCCCUUGUUUCUUCUAUUGAAGACUUUGUGGACUUAGAAAAAGAAGUGUUGAAUGUUUUGCCAGAGAUAAACAUUGAUCUUCUGAAUGAAAUUGAAAGCCUCAUUGAAGAUGACCUCCAAUCUCAGGCCAUUCCUGAUUCCACAGAUGAAGUUUUACAAAAUGGACAGAUCUUGCUGCCAGUCGAACAGAAUAAGAAACUUCAGAGUGAACUGUUGCCACCAGUAGAAGAGAAAAGUUCUCUGAAGAGGAAACACUCCCAGACAUGUACUUCUUCAUCCGAUCUCCUCUUCCUAGAAGAUUGUUUAACCGGCAGUGACUCUGGGAUUAGCAGUGACUAUAGCGAGGCUGGCUCGCCCUACAGUGACAUUUCUGGAGGGCUGUCAGAUAAUGUCUGGGAGGAAUCUUUCUGUGAACUAUUCCCUGACCUGAUGUAAACAGUUACUGUGAAGUUCAUUGUUCUGUACAUACAUACAUGUACAUUUAUACUCUAUAUUCUCAUAAUUUAUUCAGAAGGGAUGCCUUUCUCUCAUUUUAACAUGUACAUAAUGUUCAUUUUGUGAAAUAAAUCUUAUGGAAAAUGGGAA